CUCCCUGAACAUCAACCACGUCUGUCGUAUCAUCCAACGGGAAAGAUCCGGGACAAGCGUGAAGCGCUAACAUUGCCGCGGAUCGGGUUCUUAUUGUAUCGCACUGCAGUGUUCGCGACAGCGGUACUCUACAUGAUGGUAUCCAUGGAGUCAUUCGGCACGGCUCUCUUAGUGCUCCGUGGAGUUGUGUCACACGACUUACCAAUCGAGACCCACUACUCCAACCUCAUUGUCGACUACGUUGGCACCGCAACGAUAAAAGAAAGCCCUCUGGUUCAGGAAGUUCUUGAGGGAUCCACUACCCCACGCAACGACUCUCUGUACCUCGAAACAGCAACUGCACACUCGUUUACAAGUUGCUCAGAAGUGGAAAAAUUCCACGCCAGAAUCUACAGCAACGAGUUCCUACGCUUCAUCUUCUCAAAGAUGCAAAUGUAUGCCACCUACAAUUUGUCAUACGUCAAUGAACUCGAGCUGAUUGUACCCGUCGUGGAUUGCACGUUUGACCUGCUGGUAUCAGGUGACAAGACUGUUGCCCGCGUGUACUACCUCACACGCAAAAAGAGCGAUCCGACAAAAACAUUUAUCCUAUCGACGAUGCUUUCGACUCAAGAUUACGAGGUGGCACAACAGUUCCAAAGGGGUCCAGGGAUGGUGCUUCUGGUCACGUCUAUCGAAGACAUGCGAACGACGCCAUUGACUCACCAUAUCGCCGUCGCGCUGAACUAUCCUUAUGUUGCUGAACCUGAAUUCGAGUACUCCGAGCUGAAAGGGGUCGAUGGAGACAACUACUGGAUUCUACAAACGCUACCCAACAAGCGGACCAAUGACCCAGCCAAAGAUGUACGAAUGGCUCGUCGUUUUGGACGGUUCAAAGGUGACGUCACGUCACAGUCAAACAUUGAGACAGCGCACUGGGAUCUGUCUCGUGACCCAGCAACGGAGCUUCGAGAAUGGAGAUGGUACAGUAGAGCGGUGCUUCACGAUUCAUGGGCCUGGGCGCAUGCUAUCCAUGGUAUCUUUGCUAUUAACGUCAUCUUUGAUCUCAGUGUGCUGGCAUUCGUGAUCUAUCGACGCUUCCUUACGGGUCACAUUUGGGUCGGAGACGCGUUUUCCACCAUCUCUAAAAUGCUCAUGUAUCGAGGCGUGAUCGUUCUGGUAUGCAAUCAAUUGAACGGGUACUGGACGAUCACGAAAAUGACCAUAUCAAUUGGUGACACAAUUACUGGUCAGCAUGUUAUCUUUUACAAACCGGAGCUGGUACAAGCCGACAUGUUGGCCGUGUACAUGAAUCUGGUGAGCUUCUUGAGCUAUCUUGCUCGCGAGCGAAUAGAUCCGCUAUUGGCAUUUGCAACAUUCGAGCUGGGGUGGGGAUACCGUGUUGAGUUGGCCGACUUUUUCCCGCCAUUGAGAGCAAAUAUCGCAGACUUCGCCAUUGCCGACACCACUCGAGGUCUAUUAAAUGUGCGACCUGGUCUUGCAGCUUUGUCACCCAUGGAGCUGCUAACUUCAUACGGACUCCCAGAGAACCGAUCUCGAGUGGUCUCGUCGAUCACCCUCUCAAUCUUUAGCCCCAUGGUCUUCAUUGUGGCCUACAUUGUAGCCAGAAAGAUCGCUCGAUGGGAGGAUCUGGGAGGAGAGAAUGGCGGUUCCCGAUCCCAUAAGUAUAAGGUUGACGGUCUGCAACAGAUCGACCUCACCUCAUUCGAAUCGGCUACCGGUGCGGCACUGAGGAAACGGUACGGUAUCAUAUCCAGCUACGAGAACUAUACCAUGCACGACAACCAGGUUUUGGCGACUAUCGACGCGGUGUACGGCAAUGGGUUCUUGGUGGCCAACAACAAGUUCCUAGUGGCAACCCAAGACCUUAUUCCGUUGAUUCUGAUGAAGAUAACGCGUGUGCGCUUCACCAACAUCUUCGUGUACGAGAUCAUUAACGGACGUGCUGUGAAGGAAACCUCACGACUUGUGUACCCGACCACCAUUAAGUGGACUGACCUCACACGUCUCGACGUGAUUGUGCUUUCGUAA
This is a messenger RNA of Phytophthora infestans T30-4, 2031 nucleotides long. RefSeq lists its product as uncharacterized. The coding region runs from base 133 to 2031 and encodes 632 amino acids. Lineage: Eukaryota; Oomycota; Peronosporomycetes; Peronosporales; Peronosporaceae. The record is from RefSeq and is a predicted model, not a curated record. The transcript has a single exon.